Ascoidea rubescens DSM 1968 is the source of this 204-nucleotide messenger RNA. Its product is annotated as Pex13 Sh3 domain complexed with A peptide from Pex14. Gene Ontology annotation, molecular function: p53 binding. The annotation marks the transcript as partial. The record is from RefSeq and is a predicted model, not a curated record. Gene Ontology annotation, cellular component: nucleus. NCBI's taxonomy places the organism in Eukaryota, Fungi, Ascomycota, Saccharomycetes, Ascoideales, Ascoideaceae. Gene Ontology annotation, biological process: regulation of apoptotic process. The transcript has a single exon.
UUCGACCCUUCAAACAUCCAGUUUUGCAGGGCUCUCUACGAUUUUAAUCCUGAAAACCCUCUCAUCGAAUUACCCUUCAAAAAGGGUGAUCUACUAGCCGUUUUAAACAAAUCAGAUUUAUCUCAAUCUCAAUGGUGGAAAUGUAGAUCCAGAGAUGGUAAAUCAGGUUACGUUCCUUACAACUACUUGGAAUUAAUCCCAAGA